Messenger RNA from Clunio marinus, 234 nucleotides. The record is from the annotation of a GenBank genome assembly. Lineage: Eukaryota; Metazoa; Arthropoda; Insecta; Diptera; Chironomidae.
AUGACAAAUGACUCGGACAAGUGGAGGAAACUUUUAUUGAAACUAUCGAAAGUUAUAACAUUUCGAAAUGCUUUAGUGAAACCGAAACCACAAACGCAGGUGCUUUUAUUUUCCUCAAAUGUUUGCAAUCGUUUGGAGAAAAUAGAGACGAGGAUGGAAAUUUUUUUAUGUUUGCGGAUGCUGAACUGUCAAGAGACGAAGAUAGGAAACGGUAGAAUGCGGCAGAUGGCCUAA